Molecule: messenger RNA, 1884 nt
Organism: Symsagittifera roscoffensis
Lineage: Eukaryota; Metazoa; Xenacoelomorpha; Acoela; Convolutidae
Product: putative sodium-coupled neutral amino acid transporter 8
Exons: 3
Coding region: 328-1767 (479 amino acids)
Biological process (GO): amino acid transmembrane transport
Molecular function (GO): L-amino acid transmembrane transporter activity
Source: RefSeq, a predicted model, not a curated record
UAGUUUGUUUAAUAACCGAGUUGACAUUUGACAAUCGAAUCACAAGAUACAUUAUCAAUUUCAAUCUAGAACCUCUGGUGACCUCGAGAUCGAUUCAUGUCACACAGUGUCAAACAUUUGAGAUCAUUUUUGGUUUAUUUUCCUUAAGUUUAUUCUUCAAGGCGAUACUAGAUAUUGAACACAAAACAGCAAAUAAACAUCCAAGCAAGUUAAACACCUCUUUGCAAACACCCCUUAAUUAAUUAUUUUGAUUCAUUUUAAACUGAUUUCUGGAUAAUUCAGUUUACUAAUUUUUUUUCACUUAAAUACAUCUAUUUGUCACCAGCAAUGAGCACAACUAACUUAUUUCACCACGAAGCAUUAAACGAAGAUGCCAUGCAACAUCAAGACUUGGACCUACAAGAAGAGCGUACAAUGUCUGCUCAUAGCAACAAUUAUGGAACAAUUAUUUCCUCUCAUCAUUCAACGGAAAAUUCCGAAUGCAACAGUAGCAACGAGGAAUAUCGACCAGAUUUUUCAACAACCAUUACCAAACUGAAGUACGGAGGAAGAACUUCAACUGCAGGCGCCACUUUUAUUAUGCUCAAUGCUUUGAUUGGUUCUGCAUUUUUGAACCUUCCAUACGCUACGAAAGUGUUCAACUUAGAGAUGCUUUUGUUCGGACAACUUCCAAUCGUCCUUAUAAGCAUUCUUGUCCUUAUCUUUCUCGCAACUGCCAUUGAAAUGACUCAAAAGAUUGCUCUGCAGGACAUAAUCCAAGUACUAUUCGGCUCAAAACUCAAAGUGAUAAUAGACAUUGCCCUCUUAUGCUACACUUUCGCUACAUGUGUGGGUUACAUGAUGGUCGUAGAGGAUCAGUCUGUGCUUCUGAUCCAGUGGUUUGUCAACACAGAGGAAUUACCGGCUGCUAAUCUCGAACUAUGGGACAAAGCGAUCGCCGCUCUAUCUUGCCUAAUCAUGGUCUAUCCCCUUUGCAUUCCGAGGAGUGUCAACUUCUUGUAUUACCCCAGUGUUGCUAGCUUCUUUGUGAACUUGUACGUGGUCGUGUUUGUAAUAGUGCGCUAUUUCACAAUGGAGGAACAAACGCGACCUCGGAAUAUUACGGAGCCAGCGUGGAGCAUGGAGGCCUUUGUCGGCUUCGUUGCAGUCGUUAUCUUCGAAUUCCAGGGUUUCUUCACAGCCCCCGCUAUUUACAGCGACCUCAAAAGACGAACUCCUACUAAUUGGCUCAUAGUUUGUUCGCUGUCCAAUUUUGGAAGCUUGAUUGUGUACACAGCACUAGCUGCUUUCGUGUUAAUGACGUUCGGCACUGCCGUCGACGAGGACUUCUUAAAUACAUACGAAACCAAUGAUCCCCUCGCCAUCACAGCGCGACUCUGUAUUAUGACUUCAGUUAUAGCAUCAUAUCCUAUUAUCUGCUUUGUCGCAUGCAAAGUAAUACAAGACUACUUGUUCGCACCAGAUAAACUUCAAACUGGUCCCCUGUCCUUCGGAAAAUACUUCACUUUAAAGACAUCAUUUUUCUUCCUAACCCUAUUGUGCAUGUUAUUCGCUCCUGGAAUGAGCCAGGUAUUUAUAUUGUCUGGAAUACUGGCAUCUUUUUCUACCUUGGCGCUUCCUGGCAUGGUGAUGAUCAGAAUUCGUAAAGAAUACGGAAGAGCGGAAGUCUUUGUAAUGAUUCUGGGAUGGAUAUUUAUAGUUACGAAUAUCGUUUUUGUUGCGGGAUACCUCUACACAAAAACUCCUCUGAAGCUCAUUUGGUCAUGAUCAAAAACCAUCAUAAAUGAAAACUUUGAUUAUAUCCCUCAUUUAACUGCUUAAUAAACAAAUUUAUGUAUUUCUAGCUUUAUUUUCAAUAUAUAUCAUACUUCUUGAAUAAACUAA